CGUAACCGCAUCGCACGUUUUGCGGCCGUGUUGCUCGCCCCACUGACUGUCAGACUCUUUUCAAAACAACCGUGAAAACGUGUUCGCGAUUCGGUUCCAGAUCGCACACGAAAAUCGGUGAAAUUUCCCCGGAAAAAUGGCUCUGAAAGCGUUAAAAUGUCGUUCGUCGAAGCGGCAGAAGGCCUCGCUUCGGUAUAAGAAGAUCAAAAAGAUUGCUGCCAGCAAGAAGAAGAAGGAGAAGGAGGCCAAGAAGCUGCCGAAGUUGCGGUCCAAGAAGCAAAAGUUGAUCCAGGUUCCGAAUGUGUGUCCGUUCAAGCGGGAGAUUCUAGAGGAAGUUGCGGAGCACAAGCAGUUCCAGGAACGGGAGAAAGAGAGGAAGAAGGAACUACUGAAGCAGCAGCGGUCGAAGGUGGCGGAAGGACAGACCAUGGAAUCGAUGGCGGCCGAUGCCGAGAAGCGCGGGGAGGAGUUCGAUCCGAGCAAGUCGGAAGCGGUGGAGGAAGAGUACGUCAAUGUAGGCAGAGGGAAAGAUUGGUCGCUGAAGGCGUACUUUAAGGAGUUCAAGAAGGUGAUUGACGCGGCGGAUGUGAUCCUGGAGGUGGUCGAUGCUCGCGAUCCGCUGGGGACCAGAUGUGCUGAGGUGGCCCAAAUUGUCCGGGAAGCAUCCGGACAGAAGAGAUUGGUUUUGAUUCUAAACAAGGCCGAUUUAGUUCCAAGGGAGAACUUGGAAAAGUGGAUGAAAUAUUUGCGGAAAAGUGGUCCGGUAAUUCCGUUCAAGGCUACCACCCAAACGCAGAAGCAUCGGAUCGGAAAUAGGAAGUUUAAGGCGUCGACUACGCUGGAGUGUUCGCCCUGUAUCGGAGCGGAUUUGCUGAAGGAGCUGUUGGCCAAUUACUGCAGGAGCGAUGACAUCCGGACGUCCAUCCGGGUGGGAAUCGUCGGGUUGCCGAAUGUGGGUAAGAGUUCACUGGUAAACUCGUUAAAACGCAAACGGGCCUGUCUGGUUGGAGCCCGGCCCGGAAUCACCAAGCAAAUGCAGGAGGUUCAAAUCGAUUCACACGUUAAGCUUCUGGACAGCCCCGGAAUCAUCUUCCAGCGCCCUAAGGACGAAGAUCGGAAUCGAUUCUUUGCCCUGAGGAACGCCCAAAAAGUAACAGAAAUUGAAGAUCCUUUCCCACUCGCCGAAGACAUUCUGAAACGAGGCACAAUGAGUUACUUCUGCAAGCUGUACGACAUCUCCGAGUUCCACUCGACAGAUGAGUUCCUCGCGAAAAAAGCCAUUAAGAUGGGUGCCCUGGCGAAGAAGGGCGUUCCGGAUGCGAAGAAAGCCGCCCGAACCCUCAUCGAGGACUGGAACUGCGGCAAGAUCAAGUACUGCACCCACCCGCCAGAGGACGGUUCGGAAGUGCACGUGAGUGCCCAACUGGUGUCAUCCGAUGCUCCCGAGUUCAAUCUGGAAAGCUUCGACAAUGUCCUCAAAGCCCUCGACACCGAGUACGAAGAAAGCUUCAAGAUGAAGGACAAGGACGGCGAAGAGAUGGCCGUCAUUUCCAAGGAUGAGAUCCUCACGAUGGAACUAGACUCGCAAGGUCCGGUCAACAUGGAACUCUCGCAGGACGACCAGAAGAACAAAGCCCUGGAGAAGCUGAUCAGUUCCGGUCGGAUCAUCGAAUCGGACGCCGAAGGCCAGACCGUCAAAGGCAAAAAGCGCAAAGUCAACGAUUACGCCGAGGAGGAGAAGAAGUUCCGGAAGGAUCCAAUGUUCCAGCUGGAUGGCAACCAGACUGUGAACCGGAAUCGGAAGGCAGCGCUAAAGGCGAAGAAGAAGGCGCUAGCUCGGGACGGGAAGAAGUCGGUAGAUGUGGCGGAAGAGAUGGAAUCGAUUUCCUUGACCGAGGCACCAUCAAAGAAAAAGAAGAAGAGCAGUGCGGCCGGAGAUGAUUACGACUUUGAUGAAAUGAUGUGAGGUGCCGGAAGUGGAAUCGCAUGUAGCGUUGCGAUGAUGUAUCUAAGAUAGUUUAGGGAUGUAAUGAACCAUUUUUGAACAUUA
This is a messenger RNA of Aedes albopictus (Asian tiger mosquito), 2050 nucleotides long. RefSeq names its product guanine nucleotide-binding protein-like 3 homolog. Gene Ontology annotation, cellular component: nucleolus. The transcript is spliced from 2 exons. Gene Ontology annotation, molecular function: GTP binding. The coding region runs from base 137 to 1966 and encodes 609 amino acids. The record is from RefSeq and is a predicted model, not a curated record. Lineage: Eukaryota; Metazoa; Arthropoda; Insecta; Diptera; Culicidae.